GUGAAGAGUUGUUCCAAAAGAUUGACAGUGAGAGCAGCGAUGAGUUGAUGUUAUCUGCUGAGGUCAGCUAUCUUGAGAUCUACUGUGAAAGAGUGAGAGAUUUGCUGAGUCCAAAAGCUAAGAACAACUUAAGAGUGAGGGAACAUCCAAUGUUGGGGCCAUAUGUAGAAGACUUGACUAAACUUGCUGUCACUUCAUUUGAGGAUAUAAAUGACCUUAUUGAUGAAGGCAACAAAGCUAGGACAGUUGCUGCAACAAACAUGAACGAAACCAGCAGUAGAUCCCAUGCAAUCUUUAGCAUUGUGUUUACACAGAGGAGGCAUGACUCCUUAACAGACCUAUCAACAGCUAAGGUUAGCAAACUGAGUUUGGUAGAUCUUGCUGGGAGUGAGAGAGCAGAUGCAACAGGGGCUAAAGGGGAGAGACUUAAGGAAGGUGCAAACAUCAACAAAUCAUUGACAACUCUUGGAAAGGUGAUAUCUGCUCUUGCAGAACAGUCAUCUCAGAAGAAGAAAAGGAAAUCAGAUUUUAUUCCAUUCAGAGAUUCGGUUCUGACAUGGCUUCUGAGAGAAAAUCUAGGUGGAAACUCAAAGACAGCUAUGAUUGCUGCAAUUAGCCCAGCAGACAUCAAUUUUGAGGAAACAUUGAGUACCCUGAGGUAUGCUGAUCGUGCAAAACAAAUUUUAUGCAAAGCUAUAGUCAAUGAAGAUCCCAAUGCCAAGAUAAUUCGUGAACUUAAGGAAGAAGUGUCCAAACUAAAGGAGCUUCUGGUCAAUGAAGGCUACAAUCCUGAUGAUUUGCAAUCUGUGUUAAGGCAAGGGUCUACGCACUUACCAAGGAGAUACAGUCAAGAAUUCCAUGAUGGAACCCUAGAGAGACUCAAGGCAUCUGAGAAACUGAUAGCUGAACUAAAUGAAACUUGGGAAGAGAAGCUUAGGAAAACAGAAGCCAUUAAGCAAGAGAGAGAGGCAAUGUUAGCUGAAAUGGGUGUGGCCAUCCACACUGAUGGCCAUACAGUUGGACUGUUUCAGCCAAGAAGGAGACCUCAUCUUGUCAAUUUGAAUGAGGAUCCUUUGAUGUCCGAGUGCCUUCUGUACUACAUUAAGGACGGAACUACAAGAGUUGGCCAAGCCAUGGCCAAGAGUCAUCAAGAUAUUCAGCUUAGCGGGGAGAAUAUUCUUGAUGAACAUUGUGUCUUAGAACACACCCAAGGUGUGGUGAAGAUAAUUCCUUGCGAGAACAGCCGUACAUUCGUCAAUGGAAAACUGAUAACAGAAUCCACAGUGUUGAGAUCAGGGGCUCGUAUUAUUCUCGGAAAUAAUCAUGUAUUUAGAUUUAAUUUUCCCGAUCAAGCCCGUGAGGAGCGAAUUCGUCAGUCUCGAGGGAAUCUUCUCGAGGACAUAAAUGGAAAAAGUGAGGGUAAGGUAGAGGAACCCGUGGACUGGUCAUUUGCAGUAUUGGAACUGCUAAGAGAACAGGGUUGGGAUGUUAAAGAGAUGAAUGAAAGGGUGGUUGAGUUAGAGGAGCAAAUCAAGAGAGAAAAAGAUCAAGCGGAUUUACUUUUAGAGCAGCAGAGACUGACCUAUGAAACGCGACUGCAGGAACUUCAGCGGCAGAAGGUUUCUCUGCACGGUUCUUCGCGUAAAAAGAAAAAACUCAUGUGGAUCUUUCCACAAUCAAAAACAGCACAAUUUCUCUUUUCUUCGAAGGAUACUCGCCGUGUUCGUCACGGACGGGCAUCAACUACUGAAGGCUUUGCCAAGAUGGAUCAGUCGUCAGUACCAUCCAGUGAAUCAGUGGACAGUGACAUAGAUGUCGACAGUUUUGACAGCGAGAGCCCGCUGACCGAACGCGAACUCAACUUAGCGGAAGUGGUGAUUGACAAGUGGAGAUGUUACGUAUGCACAUCACUCAGGGAUGACUUGUUGAGUCAUGCAGUACUGUUGAAAGAGGCAAACGCCAUCAGCGUAGAGUUGAGGAAGAAGGUGGAAUUCCAAUUCACAUUAUUAACAGACACACUGUAUACUCCCCUUCCAUCGUUUCUUUUGAGUGAUGUCAAACACAAGGAUAACCCCACCGUACUGGCUGUGGAGGUCAAAGACAUGAAACAUGGCGCCUCACACUUCUGGUCGCUUGGAAAGCUACGGGACCGACUGGAAGACAUGCGCUUUUUGUAUGACACCGCCGCAGAAACCAAUAGUAAAAUCUCCUUUGACUCUGCUGAUCCUUUCUACGAUUCACUGCCAUGGUUUAGACUGAUUGGAAGAUCGUUUGUAUACCUGAGUAACUUGGUGUUUGGUGUUCCAUUGGAGCAAACGGUGCCGAUUGUGAGUGAACUGGGGGACAUACAAGGAAAUCUAUCCAUCAACAUUCAGCAGUGCACUGAUAAUGACACUUGGCAGGUAGACGAAACGGGUCGCUCUUGGGUACUGUGGUUAGAAUUUCCUUCUGAUGAUCACGAACAGAAGAGUGAGAACGAGCGGGAAGUAGAAGAAGCGGUUGAAGCAGACGAGGUGCAGGAACCUCCAUUUUCCAAGGGGACACUUCAUGUCGGCCAGCCUUAUGUGAUUAGCAUCACUGUAAAGCAGGCUCAAGGGAUUCCAACUCAAUAUACGGAUGUAUUCUGUCAAAUAAGGUUUUUGUGCAGUGAAGAAGAUGAAGGAUUUUCCACGGAGCCCGUUACCAACAAACAAAAUGGCGGUCCUCUGGGUUUCUACUAUAAUCAAAAGAUUGGCGUUGUGGUAACAAGAGAGUUCAUAGACUACAUCAGUACCAGGCCCCUGCAGGUUGAAGUGUUCGGCCACUAUCAGCAUCACCCACAGCAUCAGUCAACUGCGCAACUUCCAAGGGCUAUAGUGAAGGAAGGAGAAUUUAGUUCUAAAUAUCUGAAAGAAUCUUCUCCUGCCGUACCUUUGCCAUAUCAACCCUGUGACGAAGAAGGAACUCUUAAGUUUGAUUUGUUGGUCUGGGUUGAGGUCUUCGAAAUGUCACCGUCUGGAGACUAUUUUCCUUGUGUUGUGAGGCGUAAAAAUGACACUCCUUGUGGUGGAGUGUUCCUUCUUCAUCAGGGAAUUCAAAGGCGUCUUGUUGUUACAAUAAUUCACGAGAACUCUAUGGACAUCAGAAUCAGAAAAGUCACAGAACUUGCUGUGGGUCGUGUACGUACAGCUCUCACCCCUCCCCCUGCUGGGGAAAGUUCAACUCACACCGUUUCACUGAACGUGCUGUCACCCCAAGUCCAGUCCCACCCGGAUGAAAACAGAUGCGUGUUUAGAUUUGAAGCAGCCUGGGACUCGUCACUUCAUAACUCCAUUUUACUGAACAGGGUGACUCCGCCUGGAGAGCUUGUGUUCGUUACCAUAUCUGCGUACCUUGAGCUCGAAAACUGUUGCCAGACUUCAUGUCUCACAAAGGAUAUUCCUGUUUGCGUGUUUGGAAGGGAUUCAAAAACCUCCUCACGGUCUGUUUGGAGUUUGUUCGGUUCUUCGCGACGUCCUGAAAAUGAUAAACUCAGCGAUAUUUUUGAGCUGGUUUUCCAUCCCGCUGAUGAGCACGGCCAACUAAUGAAGACGAAGAAGAGAGCUGUGAUCGACACUUCGAGUAUUUACGUGAGAGGAGAAGAAAACCUUGGAGAAUGGAAACCGAGAGGGAUAUCACUCCUUGAUGAACAUCAGUCACAUUUAGACAAACUGGAGAGAAUUCAGGAGGUUGGUAAAGCUCGUCACAUCCUGUGCCUUGGUGAGACACUCAUGUCCUCAGACCGUCCCGACAACGUGUUGGUUGAUCCGGGAAUUUUCUCAGCCGGUAGUACAUAUUCAAGCCGGAGUAGCCUGGGUUCUAUUUCAUUAUCUUCCUCGUUUCUAUCAGUUGCGUCACUUCCGGCUGGGAAGCCACUGCGUUUUACAAGAGAUGUCAAUCCAGAGCAAGUUAAAGAAACCUUGAUAAAAAAGUGUCUUCGUCUCCUAAUGUGGAGAAAGGACUUGUGUGAAGCUAAAGCUUUGAGUCGAGCUCCUUCGUCAGAGGGCAGUGCAAGUGCGUUAGGAAUACAAGAAAAAGAACAAGAAGAUGAAUCGAAAGUGGAGUAUUACGUACCAGAGGUGUUGCUUGUCAGGAAAAACCCGGUGACAAGCAAGCGUGGGUACCUACACAUCAUGGACGACUGCAGCAGUAGAUGGAGCAAAUGUUAUGUAGUUGUUCGGAAACCUUACGUGCUUCUAUAUCGCCAGGAAGGUGACCCGGUUGAACAGUUUCUGAUCAACUUGAAACAUUCUAAAGUGGAGUGCCCAGAAUACUUUGUGUCAUUAAGUGUAUUCUCAAUCCGUACAAGACACUGCAGAUUUCUUGUACGUAAUACAACGGAGAAAGAGGAAGAUGCUUAUGACUGGCUGUAUGCGCUCGAUCCUCUGUUAGUUGGCAGUUUGAGGUCGAGAAAAGGAAGCUCAAAACAUGGACACAAAUGAUGGUGCGCGUGUAAAAGAUUGUGAUGUCUUAAGAAAUUUUCGUUAUUCAUCAAAACUUGGAGAUUUAAUGAUAAACUUCUCAAAAGUCAGGAUGCUGUGUGUAAAGAUGUGCAUGGCAUCUUCGACACGAGAGGGGCAUGUCAUUUCGUCAAGUGUAGCGUAAACAACGGAAGUGUUGGUGUUGAAUAUGACGGUUGAGUAACAGCAAAGGGGUCUAGAGUUCAGAAGUUUUUAAUACGUGGUAAAUUUAAUAUAUUAAAUUAGAAUCCUGUGACUAUAUUUAAUACGAGUAAUGGUGUGAAAAAAAAUGUCAAUUUGGUAAUGUCCCUAUCCGGGUACCUCUUUCAACCGAAAAGUUUUCAUUUUGAAAAAUACGUUUAUUUGUAACUGGUGCUGAAGACAAAAGUGCAUCUUUUCAUAAUUGUAUCCAUAGAAUGUUCCGUGAAUGGAAUCAAUAGCCUUCGUGGGCUUACAUAUUUAUAUUUUCAAGUUAUAAUUGGCUGGCGGAGAACCGCCGAUAAAUUGAGGGGAUACUUGUGGUUAAAAUUUCUAGAUAAAUAAUAAGGGGCGGGGGG
Messenger RNA from Pocillopora damicornis (cauliflower coral), 5035 nucleotides. RefSeq names its product kinesin-like protein unc-104. NCBI's taxonomy places the organism in Eukaryota, Metazoa, Cnidaria, Anthozoa, Scleractinia, Pocilloporidae. The record is from RefSeq and is a predicted model, not a curated record. Gene Ontology annotation, biological process: microtubule-based movement. Gene Ontology annotation, molecular function: ATP binding; microtubule binding; microtubule motor activity.